Molecule: messenger RNA, 2007 nt
Organism: Chara braunii
Lineage: Eukaryota; Viridiplantae; Streptophyta; Charophyceae; Charales; Characeae
Source: the annotation of a GenBank genome assembly
GCCGAAGAAAAACGGGGCGAUUCGCAUUUGCAUUGAUUAUCGCAAUCUGAAUGAAAUCACGAUCAAAGAUGUUGGGUGCGGUGUCCAAUGGGGAUUUGCAAUGCGCCUACCACGUUUCAGCGAGCGAUGAACAUGACGUUCAAGAACUUUGUCAACAAGACACAGCUGACACAAGGGAUGAUUAACUUCUGCGCGAUCGUGUAUAUGGACAAUAUCCUGGUCUAUUCGGAAACCUAUCACGGGCACACGCAACAUAUUGAAUGGACAUUGGGCGCACUGAGAGACGCUGGGUUCAAAAUUGUGCUUGAGAAGAGCGAAUUUUUCCUCUCGGAAAUUUCGUUCUUGGGCUAUGUCGUGACACGUGGAGGACUGCGGCCAGACUCGAGAAAAGUUGCGGCGGUAAAGGAAGCUUCGGUUCCCACGUCACUGACACAGGUUCGAGCCUUCUUGGGACUAGCAUCGUAUUACCGGCGCUUCAUCAAGGGCUUUGCCGCGAUUGCACGACCAGUUACGAAUUUGUUACGGAAGGACCAGCCUCUCGGCUGGGACGCGGAGUGCCAGCAGGCCUUCGCAACCCUCAAGGACGCUCUGGCAACGGCCCCUAUUCUGAUUCGACCGGACCCCUCGAAGCAAUUUAUUCUCAUCACGGACUGGCAACCGAAAGCUAUUUCCGCUAUUUUAGAGCAGAAGGGGAACGAUGGUCGCGAACACCUCAUCGAGUACGCGUCACGAACCGUGUCGGACGAACGAAGGAACGACUCCGCACCUCAAGGCGAAUGCUAUGCGGUAGUUUGGGGAAUCCAACACUUCCAUCCUUAUCUCUACGGACAAAAGUUUUGCCUCGUAACGGAUCACGAGCCUCUGCUAGCGCUGAAGAAACUCACCAACUACACGGGCAUGAUUGGCCAUUGGGUGGUGCGACUACAAGAGUACGACUUCGAUAUCGUCCAUCGAAAGACAGAACGACAUGGCAACGUGGACGGGCUGACACGUCUGCACCGACCUUGCAAGUCCGAUAUCCACCCUCGCCUUUCCUACUGCCUAACGAUCCUUGCUGUCCCUGACGUUCAUCCCCCACACUGGAAAAUGUGGCGCGAAGACUUCGUCGAGCUUUCACUGUGCUUGGUCGACGUGCGGCUGGCGUGGACCGAGGACGAGGCGUGCCCGCCUUGCAUAGAGCGCCUGAAGUUGCUGUUCAUCCAGGCUUGGCGAACCAACGUGGAGGGAGAACUCCUCGUGUUUCCGUUCGGUACAGUACGGCCCGGACACGCGCAAGAACUCGUGAUCUUGGUAGCGCAGCUGGCGGACGAUCUCUCUCUCGACAUCAUCUCGCAAGACGACCAGCACCCGAUUCCUCAUGUGCUUUCUCGCACGUUGACACCGUAUCUCCAGUGGUCGGCUUGUGUGGAGGGAGCCGCAGAGCACAUCCCGCCGUCACAGCAACAGUAUUUGGAUCCCGGGACAGUUUGUGAUCCUGGCUUCUUCAAGCAUCCCACGGCAGAGCAGCUUGCUGCCAUUCGAGAGGAAGAAGAGGAGGAAGAAAGCACUGAGAGUGACGAAGGAGAAGACGAGCGGGAAGAAAGUGGCGAAAGCGACGAAGUACUCGGGGAAGAGGACGAAACCCCCGAAGAAGGAAGCUAUAGCGAGCAUAGCGAGGGGGAGCAGAGCGAAGAAGAAGAAGAAGACGAUGAAGGAGAAGAGGAGAACGAAGAAGGACCUGCGGAAUCAGAGUGGGAAGAUGUGCCGGAAGAAGCGCUGCGCACGGGCACGGAGGCUGAAGAUCCGGAGGCGGCCCGCAAAAGAGAAGAAACCGCGGCCAGGAAGAGGGAACUAGAGUUUGCGAGCGGGGCAAGCUUGCACGUCCACGACGACCCAAACCAAGAUCCGGAGCCGCCCCGACCAGAACAUGGCGACCUCACGGCCACGACUCCGACCCCAUCAACACGGUGACGGAGUCGAUCCCCCUCCUCCCCAACCCAUCCCCCAGUUCGCCGACGUACCGAUACG